AUGACGCUAACUAUACACUCAUCGCUCCUUCUAAUAUUAUUUAUUUUAGUAUAUCCACUAUCUACCACACUAAGCCCCAGCCAACAGAACUCCAACAUGGCAAAAAUAACUAAAGUUGCCGUUAGCUCUGCAUUCUUCGUCAGCCUACUACCCCUUAUAGUUUUCCUAAAUAUGAAAACAGAGGGCAUUAUUACAAAUUGACAAUGAAUAAAUACUCAAACAUUUGACAUCAACGUUAGCUUUAAAUUUGACCACUACUCCCUAAUCUUUGUUCCAAUCGCUCUAUAUGUCACCUGAUCAAUUCUAGAGUUUGCACUAUGAUACAUGCACUCCGACCCCAAUAUUGACCGAUUCUUUAAAUAUUUACUCACAUUCCUGGUAGCCAUAAUUAUCUUAGUAACAGCUAACAACAUAUUCCAAUUAUUUAUCGGCUGAGAAGGGGUAGGUAUUAUAUCAUUCAUGCUAAUUGGGUGGUGAUAUGGCCGAACAGAUGCCAACACAGCGGCCCUCCAGGCCGUUAUUUAUAACCGAGUGGGAGACAUCGGACUGAUUAUAACUAUAGCCUGACUAGCAACAAACCUCAACUCCUGAGAAAUUCAACAAAUCUUUGCCUUAUCAAAAAACUUCAACAUAACAGUCCCCCUAAUAGGGCUUACCUUGGCGGCAACAGGAAAAUCAGCCCAAUUUGGCCUUCACCCAUGGUUACCAUCCGCCAUGGAGGGCCCCACACCAGUGUCUGCCCUACUCCACUCAAGCACUAUGGUCGUUGCAGGAAUCUUCCUAUUAAUCCGCCUUCACCCACUUAUAGAAAAUAAUAAGCUGGCCCUCACAGCCUGCCUCUGCCUAGGAGCACUAACCUCAUUAUUUACAGCCGCCUGUGCUUUAACCCAAAAUGACAUCAAAAAAAUUGUAGCUUUCUCAACAUCAAGCCAGCUUGGGCUAAUAAUAGUUACAAUUGGGCUAAACCAGCCACAACUAGCAUUCCUCCACAUUUGCACCCACGCCUUCUUUAAAGCCAUACUAUUCCUGUGCUCCGGAUCGAUUAUUCACAGCCUAAACAAUGAACAAGACAUCCGAAAAAUAGGGGGCCUAUUUAAUAUAAUGCCCACUACCUCAACUUGCUUUACAAUUGGAAGCCUUGCCCUCACAGGAACCCCCUUCCUAGCAGGAUUCUUCUCAAAAGAUGCAAUUAUUGAAGCCCUAAACACCUCUUAUCUAAACGCCUGAGCCCUAACCCUAACACUAAUUGCCACAUCAUUUACCGCUGUGUACAGCUUUCGGCUGGUAUACUUUGUACUAAUGGGAGCCCCACGGUUCCCGCCACUGACCCCAAUUAACGAAAACAACCCACUAGUGAUUAACUCUAUUAAACGACUUGCCUGAGGAAGCAUUAUUGCAGGACUAAUUAUCACACAAAACUUCCUAACGACAAAAACACCCGUCAUAACAAUGCCAACCACCCUAAAAAUAGCAGCUCUUGCAGUAACAAUUACAGGCCUACUUGUGGCCACUGAGAUGGCUAACGUAGCAAGUAAACAAGUAAAAAUCACCCCAAUAACCUCCACGCACCACUUCUCAAAUAUGCUGGGAUUUUUCCCAACAACUACCCACCGACUCCUCCCAAAACUCAACCUCACCCUAGGACAGUCCGCCGCCACCCAGCUCGACAAAACAUGACUCGAAACCAUCGGGCCAAAAGGUCUAGCAUUAACACAAACAACCAUAUCAAAGACUACAAAUGACAUCACACGGGGAAUAAUCAAAACAUACCUAACCAUUUUCAUCUUAACCCUAAUCUUAGCCACCGCCCCGGCCCUUCUUUAA
This is a messenger RNA of Sinocyclocheilus anshuiensis, 1824 nucleotides long. The record is from the annotation of a RefSeq genome assembly. Lineage: Eukaryota; Metazoa; Chordata; Actinopteri; Cypriniformes; Cyprinidae.